Chanos chanos (milkfish) is the source of this 3039-nucleotide messenger RNA. RefSeq names its product copine I (gene cpne1). Gene Ontology annotation, molecular function: calcium-dependent phospholipid binding. Gene Ontology annotation, cellular component: plasma membrane. The transcript has 16 exons. NCBI's taxonomy places the organism in Eukaryota, Metazoa, Chordata, Actinopteri, Gonorynchiformes, Chanidae. Bases 73 to 1674 code for a protein of 533 amino acids. The record is from RefSeq and is a predicted model, not a curated record. Gene Ontology annotation, biological process: cellular response to calcium ion; positive regulation of tumor necrosis factor-mediated signaling pathway; regulation of canonical NF-kappaB signal transduction.
AUUUUAAAUGCUUGCCGUCAGGAUUGGCUUGGGUAUCCUGUACAACUUAUAACGAAGCACUACUAAUAUCAGAUGGCAGUUCAGUGUGUGUCGAAAGUUGAGCUUUCCAUCUCAUGCAAUAGCCUCCUCGACAAAGAUGUUGGAUCUAAGUCAGAUCCAUUGUGCGUACUGCUUCAGAGUGUAGGGGAUGGCAAGUGGACUGAGAUUGAUCGCACUGAGAAAGUGAAGAAUUCUCAGGACCCCGAGUUCUCAAAAAAGCUACGCAUUGACUACUUCUUCGAGAAGGUGCAGAAGCUGAAGCUGGGCAUCUAUGACAUUGAUAACAAGUCUUUUGAUCUGAGUGACGAUGACUUCCUGGGAGGCUUUGAGUGCACUCUUGGACAGAUUGUAUCGAGUAAGAAGAUUACCAGACCUCUAGAGCUUAAGAAAGGCAAACCAGCUGGCAAAGGCACAAUAACGAUUACAGCUGAGGAGAUAAAGGAUAACAGGGUCAUUGCGUUGGAAGUUGAGGCCAAAGGCCUUGAUAAGAAGGAUGUUUUUGGGAAAUCUGAUCCAUUCCUGGAGUUCUUCAAGCAAGGGGAAGAUGGCAAAUGGCAACUGGUCCACAGGACUGAAGUCAUCAAGAAUAAUUUGAAUCCAUCCUGGAAAAAAUUUGCCGUGUCUCUGCAUACGUUUUGCACCGGUGACUUGAACAAGCCAAUCAAGGUCCAUUGUUCUGAUUAUGAUAGUGAUGGCUCACAUGAUCUAAUUGGUGUUUUCCAAACUAAUGUAUCUGAACUGCAGAAAGCAGACCGUGCUUCACCGGUGGAAUUUGACUGUGUUCACCCUGAGAAGCAAAAGAAGAAGAAGAACUACAAGAAUUCCGGCGUGAUUCGUAUUAAAUCAUGCAAGAUAGAAACCGAAUAUACGUUCCUGGAUUAUGUUAUGGGAGGAUGUCAAAUUAAUUUUACGGUGGGGAUAGACUUCACUGGCUCUAAUGGGGACCCUCGCUCCCCAGACUCCCUGCACUACCUGAGCCCUGAUGGCCUGAACCAGUAUCUCUCUGCCAUCUGGUCUGUGGGUCUGGUCGUCCAAGACUAUGACACGGAUAAAUUCUUUCCUGCUUUUGGAUUUGGUGCGCAGAUACCUCCGGAUUUCAAGGUGUCACACGAAUUUCCACUGAACUUCAAUCCCAGCAGCCCCUAUUGUCAAGGGGUGCAGGGAAUUGUGGAAGCCUACCGCAUGGCACUGCCCCAGGUCCGUCUCUAUGGGCCAACUAAUUUCUCCCCCAUCAUCAACCAUGUCGCCCGCAUCGCGGCUGGAGCUGCCCAGCAGCCCAACGCAGCGCAAUAUUUUGUGCUGUUGAUCAUAACUGAUGGGGAGAUCACUGAUCUGGACCAGACACGGCAGGCCAUUGUGGACAGCUCCAAACUGCCCAUGUCCAUCAUCAUUGUGGGAGUGGGAGAAGCAGACUUUAAGGCCAUGGAGUUCCUCGAUGGAGAUAAUGGAGUCCUGAAGUCUCUGACCGGAGAGCCUGUGGUCAGAGACAUUGUGCAGUUUGUGCCCUUCAGGCAGUUCAUUAAUGCCCCUAAAGAAGCUCUUGCCCAGACCGUUCUGGCCGAAGUACCCGGCCAGCUGGUGUCGUACUUUAAGAUGCGAAAGAUUGGUCCCGUCAACCCACCAGCUGUCAAAUAGAGGGGGCCACCACUAGAGGGCAGCAAUUGCUCAUCUUUAGGCCAACCUGACAACUGUGUACUACAUAUCUCACAUUACACAAUACGUUUUUUUUUAUAUGUUUACAUCUCAUAUUUUAUCACAGUUUUUUUAAUAUACAUUUCACAUUAUAAUAACCAAUAUAUCCUGCCUUGUUUUCCAUGUUUAGGUCUAAAAUUCUGUAGUUUAUUAUUACAUUCCAACAUCUCAUAAUAUGGGACAGAAAUCAUGAGUUUUGGCUCCAGCAGUCAUACAAGUUGUCUACAGUGUCAUUAUGUUACAUGUCCUAAAAUCAUAGUGCAUAUGCCUCUGCACUGCUCUUCCUUCUAUGCACCAUAAUUCUUAGCUGCAUGACUCUUAAGUCAUUUCUGGCUGCUAAUUACAUUAUGAUUGUUCUCUGUAACCACUGUGCCAGAAAAGUCAGUUUCGUACCAAAGUUUAUAGAAUAUAUGCACCUUAUUACGUGCCUAGAUGCUGGACAUUAUAGCGCCUCUGACUGGAAGGAGGAAAAGACACUUUAAAAUGACCAUGAAAGCUGGACAAAUGCAUUACGUUCUUCAGUUGACCAAAUUCAUCCAUGGGUUUCAAGGAGUAGCUCUCUGCCCUGCAGUUUUUCACUUUUUCUAGCUCACUGCUGAAGGUCCGUAGGUCCAUUUAAAGAUGAGUAAUGCUUAAAGAUUUGUAUUCUUUAAAUAUGUCAGACCACAAUGCUCAAACUUUUCCACUGUAAAUCAUCAGUAGAGGAUUAUCAUGUGUCCUACAUAAAGUCAGUUUGCUGUUGAUAUGAAAACUGCAAAUUUACCCAUUAUCUAGUAUUAUUGCACAGUGCCACAUGAAAUGCCUAAACAUAUAUUUACACUUGAAGAUCACAACAAAACUUUAUUUUACUAUACGUUGAAUAUGGUGUCAUUGUAUAAUCAUCAGAAAUAAAACCAUUUGUUUCAAAAACGCAUCAGCACAUUUAGAAGUAUACACUAAAAUGUGCUGAAUAUGCUUAUGUGUGUUUGAAAUGGUAUAGUUUUAGUUCUGGAAUUGCUGAAAUGAAAUAGUUUUAACAAUCAUGUAAAACUAGACUAGCAUUUUUUAGCUGAUGGAGUUAUUAAGAUUGAAGCACUUAUUGGUGGAGAGAGAGGAAACCUUUACCUGUCUGCCUUCAGGAAAGAAGUGUUCCCUGUUAUAGAUGUAAUUCACCAUAAUAUCAUUGAUAUGCCAAGUGAGUCAGGAGUGUCUGUCUGAAAAGAUCAUAUUAAUUCUUAAACUGUUGUCAGUGGCAAAUGUUUAAUGCAAAAUGUAUUUUCAGCUGCUUUGUCCUUUUGCCUCAUGUCUUUUUUACAUCUAGAAAUAAAC